Molecule: messenger RNA, 582 nt
Organism: Aspergillus tanneri
Lineage: Eukaryota; Fungi; Ascomycota; Eurotiomycetes; Eurotiales; Aspergillaceae
Product: HD domain-containing protein
Exons: 1
Coding region: 1-582 (193 amino acids)
Cellular component (GO): cytoplasm
Molecular function (GO): 5'-deoxynucleotidase activity
Source: RefSeq, a predicted model, not a curated record
AUGACCUCCAACAUCGAAAAUCGACUAGCUUUCCUACGGGAGGCAGAACAACUCAAAAACGUCCUUCGAAGUGGUCACACCUCCCAAGGUCGCAACGAGAGUACAGCAGAACACACAUGGAGGCUUUGUCUGAUGGCGAUGACAUUUGAAGACGAAUUUACCAAACUUGAUAUGUUGAAGGUUCUCAAACUGUGUGUGGUUCAUGAUCUCGGCGAAGCCAUCAGUGGGGAUGUCCCUGCCGUCAGUCUGCAACAAUUCCCAAACAAGAGUGAACAAGAACGGACCGAUAUGCUGCAGCUGACAGAAGGACUUGACGCACCGCUUAAGGAAUCUAUCAUGUCUCUCUGGGAGGAAUAUGAAGCCGGGUCCACUCCGGAGGCUAAGGCCGUGAAGGCGAUGGAUAAAUUGGAGACAAUCCUCCAACACACGCAGGGCCAGAAUCCGCCGGAUUUUGACUACAAAUUCAAUCUGACCUACGGUGAUAAAUAUACGAAUUCAGACCCUCUUUUCUGGGCAAUACGCGAGGUCAUCGACAAAGAUACGAGACGCAGGAUGGACACGAAUAGUGGAACUUCCCAAUAA